Messenger RNA from Parus major (Great Tit), 1735 nucleotides. Its product is annotated as probable G-protein coupled receptor 141. The record is from RefSeq and is a predicted model, not a curated record. Gene Ontology annotation, cellular component: membrane. NCBI's taxonomy places the organism in Eukaryota, Metazoa, Chordata, Aves, Passeriformes, Paridae. Gene Ontology annotation, molecular function: G protein-coupled receptor activity; oxysterol binding. The transcript has 3 exons. Bases 248 to 1168 code for a protein of 306 amino acids. Gene Ontology annotation, biological process: G protein-coupled receptor signaling pathway.
GUCUGUCAGCUGUUUGUGGUUGAUGAGCAAUGGGUGUCACUUGAGGAAGCAGACAGAGCUGGGUUGCAGUAGCAGUUCCUCAGCAGCGCUUCUCUGCAAAGUCCAGGAGUCACAGGGAGCGAGGCAAGUGUCCUGCUAUGCUGCUGGAGAGGGGCUGGAGCUUACAUAGAAUGAAGAGCCAAGUAAGCAACACUUGAAGAGUGGAGAUAAACUCUAAUCUAAUACGUACCAGGAGGAUUUCAGGAACAUGACUGAAGGGAUCAGGAACAGCAGUGACUCCUCUUCUGCCUUUGUUCACAGCAGCACCGUGAGUGCCAUACUGGUCACUGUCUACUCGGUUGCCUUUGCUGGAGGUGGAAUUGGGUCCAUCACGAUGUCCUUCGUGCUGCUCAAGAUGAACACUCUGUCUGUCACCACCACAGCCAUCAUUAACCUGGUCGUUGUGCACAGCCUCCUCCUCCUCACGGUGCCCUUCCGCCUCCACUACUACGUCAAAAAGAAGUGGGUAUUUGAUAUGCCAUUUUGCAAAAUGGUGAGUGCCAUGGUGCACAUCCACAUGUACCUGACCUUCGUGUUUUAUGUCAUCACGCUGGUGAUCCGGUGGCUCAUCUUCUUCCAGUGGAAGGACAAGGUGGAGUUUUACAGGAAGCUGCAUGCCAUUGCGGCAAGCGCUGCCGUGUGGGUCUUCGUCAUGGUCUUUGGGGUGCCGCUCUUCUACUUUGAGUAUGGACGCUCGGGCUUAUACAACAGUACAACGUGCUUCAAGUUCCACAAAGAACUACAGCACCAGAGUGUGAAAGCCCUGAACUACACCAUAAUUGUAGCUGUUGCCCUCAUUUCUUGUGUCCUCUUGGGCUUGCAGAUUUUAAUCCUGGUAAAAGUGGCGAGAAAAUUUUCCACCUCCCUCUGUUCACACCAAGAAUUCUGGGCCCAGGUGAAAAACUUGAUUUUCAUCUGGGUCAUCAUAAUUUGGUUCCUUCCUUAUCACCUGUUCAGGGCCUACUACAUACAGCAUGUGAGUGAUUUUGACCAAUUAGAAAGCUACAAUGAGGUUUUUUUGAGCCUGACUGCCCUGAGCUGUCUGGACUUGCUGUCAUUCAUGCUGAGUGGAAGCCGCUUCUUCAAGCAAAAUGUGGGGAUGCUCCACAGGAGGCUGCCUUGCUGCUAGCAUCAGCCUCCUGCAGCAUGUGCAGGACCUGGGAUAGGACAGUGGUGGACAGGCAUGGCAGAAUCCCUCCCCAGCAAGUGUGGGUGUGCUCUGGAAAUGGCACAACACACUUGCACAGGGCUUUGCACAUCAACUUCUUGUAAUGUAAUGGAACAAACUGCGUCCAGGCUCUCAGCUGGUAAACAGGAAGGUGACCUCAGCAAUUUCCUCGUGGUGCUACCCAGUGAGCUGUGGAUGGACCUGGAGAAGAGGGAAGAAAGGUCAUGGGCUCUUCUGUCUUACUGUUUUUACAUCAAGAUUUGUGAAGUUAAAGGCACUAGGAGGAGACUUGAGAAUUGCAGUGUAGAAACACAAAUAAAGAAGCUGGUUUUUAUGGACUAAGGUGAAGAUUUUUGAAACUUAAAGGUCUAUAUCAUUUUCCCAUACAUUUCUUAUUUAUUUCCCACAAGCUUCCAUAAAAUAUCAGGGAAGAUAUUGUUCUUCCUGAGUCAAUCUGUUUCUUUACUGUCAAGAGAAGCAUAACUUUCUAAGUGAAUUGAACAAUUAAACCAGCUAUUUAAAACUAAA